Molecule: messenger RNA, 1690 nt
Organism: Camelina sativa (false flax)
Lineage: Eukaryota; Viridiplantae; Streptophyta; Magnoliopsida; Brassicales; Brassicaceae
Product: F-box protein At4g22280-like
Molecular function (GO): protein binding
Source: RefSeq, a predicted model, not a curated record
GCUUAAAUGUUUUAUUUCUUAUAGUUAUCUUAUCAAUUUUAAAAUUUGUUGAAACAAAGUUUUAGUAUAACACAUGGCAAAAUCUCUAAUCUUUAAAAUUGACAACAAUUUAUUUGUUAUAUAAUGGUGAAUAUCUAAUGGUGUUUAUAUUUGCUUUUAGCUGCUGGUGGGUUUGUCCAAGUUUCAUUGUUUUUACUGAUGAAAGUUUUAAUCUUUUCAGUUUGAUUCAAGUUAGUGGGUGAUUGAUUAUCUACUUUGGUGGUUGAUGCUUGAGAUCUCUUAUUCAGAUUGAUCACGCCUGAAAGGUUUAUCUAAAAUUUUGUUUUUGGGAACGAUGGAUAUGAUCAACGUUCUAUCAGAUGAUAUUAUUUGCCACAUUCUAUCUUUCCUUCCGUUAAGUGAGGCUACUUCAACAUCUGUCCUCUCAAAGCGAUGGCGUUAUCUGUUUGCCUACAGAACCAAUCUUCAUUUAGAUGAUCAAGAAGUGGGUGGAGGACAAAGUUUCAUCGAUUUUGUGGAUAGAGUAUUGUCCGCGUCUGGCAAUUUCCACAUGAGGAAAAUCUCAAUAAAAUGCCUUAAGAGUAUCGACGCGGGUCAUGUCACCCGCUGGAUGACUGACGUGCUGAAACAUGGUGUCUUACAUCUUGAUAUAGACGUAAGCCCCAAUAAGCGCAUCUUAGUGCCUCUGGAGAUGUUCACUUGCAAGACAUUGGUUGAGCUUAAACUCUCCGAAGGAUUUGAUGCUCUGAUUCCUGAUGAUGUUUCUCUUCCAUCACUCAAGACUCUGUGUCUUACUGAGGUCUAUGCUUUUGAAAAGCUUAUUUCUGCUUGCCGUGUGCUUGAGGAAUUAUUCAUUUCUGGCAGGAGCUGGCAAAGUCGAAAAUGCUGCAGCACCUUGUCUUCCUUGACCCUUAAGAAACUUACUAUUAUUCUCUGUAAUCGGCUUUUGGAAUAUUUAGACCUAGGUUUAGAUACACCGAAUCUUGCCUACGUAGAAUACUCUGAUAAAUUUCCAAAAGACUGUCCUUAUCCUUAUGUGCAUCUUCCUUCCCUUAUCGAACUCGAACUUCGUGAUAAUUUCCAUAGUGCUAAUAGCAACCCAACAAAUCUGAUUAAGGGGUUACGAAACGUUGAGACCUUGGAGUUAUCUGGUGCUAGUACUUGUCUGGUAUUCCAUUAUUUCCGUGAAGCAAUCCCAGUGUUGAGCAAGCUGUCUCGUUUAUCUAUUACAGUUGAUUCAUUCUACUACCGUUGGGAAUAUCUGCCAAUACUUCUAGAAAAAUCUCCGCAUCUACAGACCCUCGUCCUGAAGGGUCCAAAUUACGACCGUCAAUAUGAACAAGAAUUUGGACAUUCAUGUCCUGUGAAAGUAUUGAAGAUAACUGAGUAUGGAGGAAAGAGUGGAGAGCUAGAGCUUAUGAAACAUUUGCUAAAGAAACUAUCAUGUCUUGAGCUUGUAAAAGUUCUUGUUUAUGCUAUAAACGACGAGGAAAAGUCCCGAAUCACCAAAGAUCUGCUUAUGGUUCCUAAACCGUCCAGUUGCAAGAUCCAGAUCAAGUUUUGUGAGAAUACUAAGUAAUAGUACCAAAUGGGCUUUGCCUUUUGCGAUGAUGUUUUUUUCUUUUUGCCCCUUCUAUGGGGGUUUAUGUGUAGAUAAAGCACCAAAAGGUAAAUGCUAUUUUCUGUUAAA